Messenger RNA from Trachymyrmex cornetzi, 6328 nucleotides. RefSeq names its product MATH and LRR domain-containing protein PFE0570w. The record is from RefSeq and is a predicted model, not a curated record. The transcript has 6 exons. Lineage: Eukaryota; Metazoa; Arthropoda; Insecta; Hymenoptera; Formicidae. Bases 144 to 6275 code for a protein of 2043 amino acids.
UGCCAAUGGUUUGCGAAGUUCAAAUUCUUGUUGGAAGCAGUAACAGCAACACGUGGUUUCGAUAACCUUUCUUCUCUGUUCAGAAUUGUUUUUUCCGUAAAGCAUUAGUCUUUUGUCUGAUAUAUGAUUAAAGGAUCGCGAAGAUGUCGCGCUCCGUGAAAGAUUCAGACGAUGACUUUGAGCCAAAAUCAUCUAUUGGCCGUAUGCAGACUCGAAUGUUUACUGUACAAUCGGUAAAUUCUCCGUUACGCCGAAGCAGCAGAAUAAAACAGAAUAAAUAUUCGCCAAGUUCUGAAAGUGAUAGUAGUAUCAGCAGCACUCAAACAACUCAGAGUGCUAUAAUACAAGCAACAACUAUGGAUUCCACUGUCUCAGAUACAAUGAAGAAGCUACGUACUAGAAAGCAUUCCGUUUCUUCAGAAAUUAGUGAGAUUGACAUUGAUGUCCCACCAACAUCUGUAAAACGAAGUACAAGACAAAGUUCAGGUGCUACAAGUCUUGUUGGCACACCAACCAAAGUUAACACUCGAGCAACCAGUAAGCGCUUUAUGCGUGCUGGUUCCGAGACAAAGUCACCAUUGCCAGCAACUAGAACCACACGUCAAACAAGAGCAAGGUCUAUUGAUCCAGAAUCUUCGACUGUAAAUAAGAAUCAAUCUAGUUCACCAACCAAGACCCGUAGGCGAGCAUCUAUGUUGCCAUUGAGUUCUCAGAUUCAAGAACAAACUGAACUUAAUGAUCGUAUACCUUAUGUACGAUUGGAUUCUACAAUAGUUGAAACUGAUGAAAUUACAAAUUCCGGAAAUUCAGAUUCUUCACCAGAUAUACAAUUACAACGCUUACAUCAAAUUAAAAGAAAACUUCAAAAUAUAAAUAAGGAUCAAAUUGAAGAAGAUUAUAGUCAUGAAAAUGUCGAGACUUCAACUGAUUCGUCAAAAUCAGCUGAAACACUUCAAUUGUCAGAGAAAGAGGAUGCAACACAAACUGAGGAUAUUACUAGAGAAACAGCGAAGAACACAGAGAAUACUCUUGAUAAAGAGCAAAAAAAGUUUGAAGAAACUUUACCAUCCGACAAGAGCACAAUCGAAGAAUUCUCUACCUACUCUUCUCCAAGUCAUCGAAAUUCCGCAAAAGAAGACACAAAAAUUGUUGAAAAUCUUUCAGAUGUAGAAAAAUCAUUACUCGACAUAUGUGGAUCAAAUAAAGAAAUGGAGGUUAUGCCCGAAAACUUAUCAGGUACUUCUAUUGAGAAGGAAAAAAGUAACAAGGAAAAUCAAAUGCUGAAUAUUAUUAGUGAUGUAGCAGAAAAGCUUAUGCAGCCUAAGCCGGCAUCUUCUAUCAAAUCUUUUACUUCACCUUUUAUGGAUAAAUUAUUAAGUGAGAAGGAAACGAAAUCUAUGAAAAAGGAAGUAAACUUAAAUAAGAGGCUUCACUCAAGAGAAUCGACAGAAGUUGCAAUUAAAUAUAGUGAUCUGUCAAAAGAAACUAUUGAUAACUCUCAAGAAAAAAUGGAUAUUUCUAUAGAAUCUAUAAAUUCAAAUGCUUCAGAUAAAACCAUUUUGUUACAUGAAAGCACAGAAGUAGCCGAUAAAGUUACUAACAAAGAUGAAAUAUCUACUGAAAAUACAUCUGCUUGUAAUGAGGAUGCAAUGGAAAUAAUUAGCGAAUUAGAGAAAACUGAUACAAAAGAAUGUACUAUUACAGAUAACCAAAAUUCUAACAAAAGUGAGUCAAAUGAAGUAGAUAAAACAUCGCGUUUAUCUAUAAAUCUAGUUAAGUCAAAACAGACAAGUGAUAGUAGAGAAAGUCUCACUUCUAUUAUAACUAUGGAUGAUAACGAAAUAAAAUUAGUGUUGGAAGAACGAAGUCCACGUCGUAAUGAUAACGAAGUUUCGCCAAAUGUAGCACACUCUAAGCCUGAUCAAUCAGUAGAUUCACAAAUAUCGUCACCAAUUAAUAAAACUUCCACUGACUCAGCUACUGUAAUAGAUAAACAGUCAGCUUUAACUCAAGAUAAGAUCAUAAUAAUUGAUAGUUCUGAUUCUAUAGAACAAGAAGAAGAAAAUUCAUUGAAACAAGAAAUAGAGUCGACGACGUCCCAAUCUUCUAAUAUUGUCCUGGAGACAAAUAAUUCCGUAAAUAACUCGAAUGAUACAAUAAUUCAAGAUAACCAACUUACUGAUGUAAUAGAAGCAUCUAAAAAAUCUACAAUGGAUAUAUCAUUUGAGAAAACAGAUUCAAAAGGUGUUUUGUCAGAAAAAGUAAAGCCAAAUUUAAAACGGAAAAGUACAGAUAAUUUAGAGGGAGAAAAGGAAAGUUUACAAAUGGAAACAUCUCAAAAGGAUCAAGAAAAUAUAAAUGUCGUUGAUGAUGUUUCUGAUGUCGAUGCCGGCAUUAAUUUAUUCCAAGAUAUCCCCGCUGACAAAUGGAAGGAGAAAGACGAUGUUAAAACUGGUUCAGUACAGUCUACCUCCCAAUUAGUGGAAGAGGUGGAAAAUGAAAAUGAAGCUGAACACGAUCUUAUCUUGGUGGACAAACAAGCAUGGUUGGCGGCUGAAACCAUAAAAGCGGCAAAAGAAGCAGAAUCUUUUGAAUACGAUUCCGAUGACACUGUAUUAUUAAAGAGUCGGUUAGACUCGUUCGCGUCACAAGCGAAUUAUGAAAAAUUAGCCACCGUAGAUGAAGAACUUACGUUAGAUAUUGAUCCUAAUGAAAAAAACGAAAAACAAGUAAAAAAACGAAAAUCAAGAACUAAAAAGAGGCUUGUAUCCGAAAUAGAUGAAGAUAUUUCUAGAUAUGCAGAAGAUGAGGAUAAUUUAAUCCCUGUUGAUAAAUCUUUAAAUGAAUCCAAAACAGCUUUAAAUCGAACUAAUGACCGAUCCAUUUCCAGAUUAAAUAAAUCAGAACAGUCAGAAAAAACAAAAAGACGAUCUUCCAAAGCAAGUAAUGAAUCAGAGAAAGAAAUUGAUGAUGCCAAUGAAUUAAAUAGAAAUUCGCUAAUAAGUAAGAACGAUAUAUCUUCACGAAAAUCGACAGGAGAAAGAACAUCAUUAAACAAAUCUUCGAAAGAUAUAUCUAUGCCAAAUAUUUCUCCAAAUAAAUCUCAAACAGAUAAUUCAGAGAAAGAACUUGAUGACACAGCUGCAAGUACUAGGAAAAAAUUAUAUAAGAAAAAACAUUCCUUGGAACAAUCGUGUAAUAAAGAUACAGAUGAUAAUGCAACCGAAUCUGAAAAUAAAAAUGUAGCAACUGAAGAUUGCAGUAAAAAGCAUGAAAAUACAUCCUUAAAUUAUUCUGCGGAUCAGGAAUCAGAGUCGCUAGUUGUUAGGAAAAUAAUACAUUUGAACGAAAGUGAUGAUAGUGACAUAGAUGUAAACGUAGUAGCUAUGGAUCUUGGAUCUAAAACUUCUAUGAUAGCAAAUAUGGGAUCGGAUAGCGAUGAAUGUGAAAUUCCAGAGUACCUAUUUUCAAAAGCAAUCAGCGAAAGCAAUACUGAUGAUAGUAACGGCUAUUCUGAUAGCCUCAACAGAGAAUACAAUCUGGAUGGAUUGGAACUUAAGUUUUCUGAUGAUGAUGUAGCUGCUGAUGAAUGUAGGGAUUCAGAAGUAGAAUUUUCAGAUUCUGAUGAUAACGGUUCAGAUCUUCAAGAUUUUAUAAUUGAUGACAUUGAAACAGAAAAUGACGAUGAAGAAGAUAAUGACACUGGAGCAGAAAAUGAGGAAGAAGAAAAUGAUGAAGAAGAUAGUGACAUUGAAGCAGAAAAUGACGAUGAAGAAGAUAAUGAUACUGGAGCAGAAAAUGAGAAAGAAGAAAAUGCUGAAGAAGAUAAUGACAUUGAAGCAGAAAAUGACGACGAAGAAGAUAAUGAAGAUGAUGAUAACGCUGUACAAAAGGAAAAAGUGGAAGAUGAAAAAGAGAAAGCGAAUUUUAACACGGAAUUAAUAAAUAUCGAAAAUGAAAAUGUACAGAAAAAGGAUACAGCAGACAAAGACACAAAUCAAAAUAAAUUCAUCGAAAUGGAAGCUGUUUCUUUAUACGCCAGUACCUCUCAUAAACUAUCCAAAACCCAUGAAAAUAAUAACAAAUCUAUUGAACAUAUUUCACCUUGUAAAAGUGAGACAGAAACAACACAAGAGGUAAAAAAGAAGAAAUCUAAUAUGAAGAAAAAUAAAAAACUUAUUUUACAAGAUUCAUCAAAUUCAGACUUGUCGAUUAAAAAGAAGAAGAAAAAGAAAUCUCUUGUGAAGGAAAAUGAAACUGUUCCGUUAAGUACUUGUAAUAUAAUCGCUUCAGCACUUAAAAGUAUAUUGGAUCCACAAUAUUCAAAAGAUGGAGCUGAACAAUUGAAUGAAUUUAAAUCACUUACAUUACAUGAAGACAGUUUGAAGAAGUUCAAAGAUGCAAAUAAAAAAGAGAUAUCAAGCGAUUUUUCGCUUUUACCUGACUUAAUGAAAAAGGUACAAGAUUUUACAUUUCCUCCGAAAUCACCCAAGAUAUCAUCACGUAAAACAAUGAAUAUAGAUAUCGAAACACCAAGAUUAAAAUAUCUUAGAAAAGAGAAGUUAAACGAAAGUGCGCCAACUAGAUUAGAAUAUAGUUCAGAAACUAAUUCAUUACAGAAACAAUUAUCUGCAGAAAAGGAUACUACACAAAUAAAAAUAAAAAAGAAAAAUAAAGACAAAGUACAUGAUUUGAUAAUACCGUCUAAUGACGAUGUCAUACAAAAAUGUAGUCAAAAGAAACAGAAAAAGCGUAAGAGACAAGACUCAUCAAAUAAAAAUAUGAGCGAUAAAGUUUUGUCUGAAGACGUAACAGAAUUAAAUGUUCCUAAAAAGAAGAAGAUCAAGUUAACUCCAUUAACUAUUGUAGAGGAUAAUAUCCACAAAGAUACAUGUGAGACUAAUAAGAAAAAGAAGAAAAAAAAUAAAUUAAAGGAAAAUAUCACUGAUAAAGCUAAAAAUGCUAUAGAAUUAAAUGUUUCUAAAAAGAAGAAGCCUGUCAAGCUUACUCAAUUAUCUACAGUAGAGGAUAAUACUCUUGAAGACGUAUCAUUAUCUCAUAGUAAUGAGAGAAAGCUAAAACAAUCGGUAUUAAUGAAUUAUAUUGUCCGUGAAGUUUGGUCUAAAGAUAUAACAAAAUUGAAUAGGUUAAAAAAGAAGAAACAUGAUAAAUUUGCCCAAUUGCCCGUUGUAGAGGACAAUAUUCCCGAAGACGUAUGUCAGAUUAAUGAAAGAAAAAAGAAAAAGAAAAACCGAGAUAUAUCAAAGGAAAAUGUAAUCGAUAAAUCUUUAUCUACAGAUGUUAUAGAAAUAAAAAUUCCUAAAAAGAAGAAACGUGCCAAGCUUACUCAAUUAUCUAUCGUAGAGAAUGCUCGUGAAGAGGCAUGUCAAAUCAAUAAGAUUAAGAAGAACAAGAAACAAAUUAAUAUAGUGGAAGAGAAUACAAAUGUGAACAAAGACAAUAUGCUUCGAAAUAUUCGCGGGAAUAAAACAGAGUUACCACAGUACAAGAAGAAAAAUAAAGUCGUUAAUAGUUUAGAGUUGGAUUUACUUACAGAUGAGCAAGUAAAAAAGAAAAUUAAACGGCAAGAGACAGUGGAAAGUAUUGAAACUUUGCAAACAGAGAAGAAAAAAAAGAAAAAGAAGAAGAAGGAGGAGGAUGUUUUGUCAAUAGAAAUUCCAGUUUCAAAAUUAAAGUCUGAGAAAAUUUUGCCUAGUAAAUUACGAUUACAAAAAACUGCAUUAGGUAUGAGUAAAUCGAAAAAUGUAGCCUAUAACACUAAGGAACUAGAUGAAACUGAUGCAAAGGUGUAUACUGAAGAAUCGAGGUCCAAGAAGAAACGUAAUCAAAAUGAAGAUGUCGAAAAUGCGAUCUAUAUGAAUAUUCCUAAGAAAUCAAAAAAAGAAGUUAAAGAGAGAAAUUUUUUACCGCCUUCAAGCGGUCUGAAACGACUUCCGGAUGAUGUGAUCGAGAAUCUUGUGGACGUGCCAACGAAAGCGAAAAAAAGACAGAAAACUUCGCGAGGCAAGGAAAAAAUUGUAUCGUCAACAACGACGGGUAAAGUAAAGGUGACGACCGCUGAUCGUGAUAACACAUUAAAUACUUCUGGUUGCACCACGCAAUUCCGUGUAGUAAACUUGCAGAAGACCAAAAAACAGCCACUGAAAGGAGCUGCCGCUGCAGCUUCGUUCAGGGAACGUAUGCUUACUAGAAACAGCAGAGAACCAAUGUCGUCCUAUUUGAUGUUUUGCGAUAAAAUGAGUCAUCCCAAAUAAUAGAUUUUUUUAAUAUGUAUUAAGUAUGUUAUUUUUAGAUUUUACUGCCCGAA